AUGUGCCAGGUGCCCGCCGUGACGGGGCUCCCCGCGUUCGUGCCGCGCGCGGCGCUCACUGUCCCAAGAAUCUUCCUGCAUCUUGCCUACUCGAACAUCCCAGGGGCGGGUAUAGGCGUUUUUAGCACGCUGACGUUGCCCAGCGGCGUGCGUUUCGGGCCCUACCGAGGUCGCCGUCUCAAGACCGCUCUCGACUCGGGCUACGAAUGGCAGAUCUACGACCGCAACAACAAGCCGUGCCACGUGGUGGACGCGAGCGACGCCAACAACUCCAACUGGAUGCGAUACGUCAACUGCGCGCGGCGCUACUCCGAGCAGAACCUGGUCGCCUUCCAGUACCAGGGCGAGCUCUACUACAGGACGGUGAAGAUCGUGCCGCGCUUCACGGAGCUGCUGGUGUUCUACGGCGGCGAGUUCGCCGGCCGGCUCGGCCUCGACCUGCGCCGCUACAGCUGGCCCUGCGCCUGCCCGCGCUGUCAACCUCGACUUAGUGCCACAAACGCGGCGAAAACCAACAAAGGAAAAACUCAGAAUGAAGAGAAGAAAGAAACAGAUCUUAAAGAAAAUAUUAAUUCAAGACAAGCUCUACUAGCCACCCAAAAAGAACCAAAAACAAACAAAACCAAAUCGCAAAACAAACAGAUGAAAAAAACAGAGAUUAAAGAUGAUGUUAAUUCAGACGAAAAAUCUUCAAGACCUUUCUUCAUCAUCUCAAGCUGA
This is a messenger RNA of Cydia pomonella (codling moth), 720 nucleotides long. Its product is annotated as histone-lysine N-methyltransferase PRDM7-like. NCBI's taxonomy places the organism in Eukaryota, Metazoa, Arthropoda, Insecta, Lepidoptera, Tortricidae. The transcript is spliced from 6 exons. Gene Ontology annotation, cellular component: nucleus. The record is from RefSeq and is a predicted model, not a curated record. Gene Ontology annotation, molecular function: protein binding; histone methyltransferase activity. Bases 1 to 720 code for a protein of 239 amino acids.